Molecule: messenger RNA, 1596 nt
Organism: Trichoderma citrinoviride
Lineage: Eukaryota; Fungi; Ascomycota; Sordariomycetes; Hypocreales; Hypocreaceae
Product: general substrate transporter
Exons: 12
Coding region: 1-1596 (531 amino acids)
Biological process (GO): transmembrane transport; carbohydrate transport
Cellular component (GO): membrane
Molecular function (GO): carbohydrate:proton symporter activity
Source: RefSeq, a predicted model, not a curated record
AUGGUGAGAAAGGCCGUUUAUCUCUAUGGCAUUGCGCCCUGCACUGGGGGCUUGGCUUUUGGCUAUGACACGGGCUCAAUGAGCGGCAUCUUGGCCAUGCCGCAGUUCUUGACCUACUUCAAAAAUCCAAGCAACUUCCUCCAGGGCGGCAUCACCGCGUCGAUCCUCGCUGGAGCUUUUGCCGGCUCCCUCCUGACGGGCGCUUUCCUGGCCGAUAGGCUCGGCCGAAAGAGGACCAUUCUGCUGGGCUCUGCCAUCUUCACUAUUGGGUGCGCCAUCUCGGCUGCGUCGAACAAUGUCGAGGCUCUUGUUGCGGGGAGAGUCAUCAAUGGGCUUGGCAAUGGGUGCUUGACCAUGACGGUGACGAUGUAUCAAAGUGAAAUUGCGCCACGAGAGAUUCGCGGCCGGAUUAUCAGCGUCUUUCAGUGCUUUGUCAACUUUGGCAUUCUCAUCGCGUUCUGGAUUCAGUAUGGAACGAGCCACAUCAAUGGCACUGCCUCAUGGAGGCUUCCAAUGGGUCUACAGAUGAUUGCAACACUGGCUCUACACAUCACCAUGUGGUUCAUGCCCGAAUCGCCCAGAUGGCUUGUGCAGAAAGACAGACAAGAGGAAGCCUUGCACGUGCUCGCGCAGGUGCAUGCCGGGGGAGACGUCAACGAUCCAUAUGUGCAAGCUGAACUAGCAGAAAUUGUCGCCAAACUUUCGUUUGAGAAAAACCAUCCGCCGCCCAGUUAUUUCGACUUGUUGCUUGGAUCACAGAGGCGCCGCAUGUGGAUCGGUAUUGGUGUUCAAUUCUGGCAAUCGAUGACUGGCAUCAAUGUGAUCAUGUACUACGCCGUCUUCCUCUUUCAACAAGCUGGCCUUGGAGCGACUUCUUCAUCCCUCCUGGCCAACGGCCUCCAGGGCGUUGUUCUCAACGUCUUCACCUACCCAAACAUGUACUACAUGGACAAGUGGGGUCGAAGAUUGCCCAUGGUCAUUGGCGGCGUGGGAAUGGGCAUAUCGAUGAUGAUCAUCGGCGUGCUGAUGAAGGCAUAUGGUGAUCCCGUCUACGAUUCGCUUACGCAAAAGACCAACUUUGACUUUACAAAUGCGGCCGCAUCACGCACGGUUAUCGCAUUCGUGUACAUAUACGUCGCCGUGUUUGCAAUCACCUGGGCGUGCGUCGCGUGGGUGUAUCCUCCCGAGAUCUUCAGCAUGAGCAUGCGUGGACGUGCUACAUCCAUGACGACUGCCACGAACUGGUUCAUUAACUUCUGGUUCGCUCUGUACAUUCCCACUGCCAUGGCAAAGAUCAGUUGGAAGCUCUACAUGAUAUUCAUGGCGCUGUGCUACCUCAUGUCCAUCGUCGUAUACCUCUUCUACCCCGAGUCGGCCGGCAAAACACUCGAAGAGAUGGACUUUUUGUUCUCCAAGGGGCGGUCGCCGUGGACGUUUCUCGACCGUGAGGCUACCAAGAUUGGGGCGCUGUUCCAGAGGGAUCUUGAGCAUGGCGAGGCGCUCACUGUGUUUGAUGAGGAUGGUAUGGCCUUGAAGGAUAAGGUUCGGCAGGUGGAGGAUGUGGUUGACCCUGGUGCUCAUGGGGAUAAGAAGUAG